Messenger RNA from Olea europaea var. sylvestris, 2032 nucleotides. RefSeq names its product DEAD-box ATP-dependent RNA helicase 5. Gene Ontology annotation, cellular component: nucleolus. The record is from RefSeq and is a predicted model, not a curated record. Gene Ontology annotation, molecular function: RNA binding; RNA helicase activity; ATP binding. The transcript has 12 exons. The coding region runs from base 88 to 1818 and encodes 576 amino acids. Gene Ontology annotation, biological process: rRNA processing. NCBI's taxonomy places the organism in Eukaryota, Viridiplantae, Streptophyta, Magnoliopsida, Lamiales, Oleaceae.
ACAAUAUUGCAGAGAAACCCUAACCGCUACAAAUAUCCCUUCUUUCUAAUCAUCAGGGGCUUUUGGUUCAGUUAAACUUCCCCAAUUAUGGGUAGCAAAAAGCACCAAACAACUGAACCAGAAGACCGCAACACCACUAAGAAUGGCGAUACCGAACUCCAGAAAAAGCAUAAGCGAAAGCUUGAAGAAGCUGAAGCAGAGAUCUUUACGGAAUCAAAGAAAGAUCUGAAGAAGAAGAAGAAGAAAAAGAAAGAGAAACGGGAAGAAGAGGCCGAAAUACUAAAUGGGUCGGAUGAAAUAUCGGUAAAAAGGAAGAAAAAGGGCGAAGAAGAGGGAGAAAAAGAGAUUUUCAGUGAUGGGUCUGUUGAAAAAUCAAAAAAGAAGAAGGAAACAGACAAUGAUAGGGGAGAGAAAACAAUUCAGGAGGUUAGGGAAAGCAGCGGUGUAUUGGUGUCAGGGAAUAAUGUGAAUGAUUCGAAAUAUAGGGCAUUAAAUUCGUUUGCAGAGUCUGGGCUUCCAAGCGAGGUCUUGGAAUGCUGCAAGAACUUUGAUAAGCCAUCCCCAAUUCAAUCCCAAUCAUGGCCUUUUCUAUUGGAAGGCCGUGAUUUUAUUGGAAUUGCUAAGACUGGCUCCGGCAAAACACUGGCUUUUGGGAUUCCUGCUAUCGUGCACGUUUUAAGCAAGAGAAAGAGCAAAAUCUCUAAGAAAGUGAAUCCACUUUGCCUUAUCCUUUCUCCCACAAGGGAGCUAGCUCAACAAGUAUGUAUUUCUGUUGUUUAUAAGUAUGUAAUCUGUUGUUUAUAUAAUAUAGCACUGCACGUGUAUGGGUUUGAAGCAUUAAAUUUCACAUUAUUUGUUAGAUUUCAAUAUGCAGUAGUAGUAGUAGUCGUUACAGACUGUAAAUCGAAUCUGCCUCUUACUUUAUCUCAGGACAUUGUUAUUGGAACACCUGGCCGUUUGAAGGACUUGAUUGAAAUGGGAGUGUGCCACCUGAAGGAGGUGUCUUUUGUGGUCCUGGAUGAAGCUGAUCGAAUGCUUGACAUGGGAUUUGAACCUGAGGUUCGCUCAAUACUAAGUCAAACGAACACUGCUCGUCAGAUGGUAAUGUUCAGUGCAACGUGGCCUCCAGCUGUCCAUCAAUUAGCCCAAGAAUUCAUGGAUCCCUGCCCUGUUAAGGUGGUUGUUGGUUCAGAGGACUUAACUGCCAACCACGACGUCAUGCAAAUAGUGGAGGUCUUGGAUGACCGAGCACGUGAUGAACGAUUGCAGUGCUUGCUGGAAAAGUACCAUAAGUCCAGACGGAAUAGAGUAUUGGUUUUUGUUUUAUACAAGAAGGAAGCAUCUCGUGUCGAGAGUAUGCUUCAGAGAAGGGGUUGGAAAGUUGCUUCUAUAAGUGGCGACAAAGCACAAUAUGAACGUACGAAGGCACUGUCACUGUUUAAGGAGGGAACCUGUCCUCUAAUGAUAGCCACUGAUGUAGCUGCUCGAGGAUUGGAUAUUCCUGAUGUCGAAGUUGUAAUAAAUUAUAGUUUUCCACUCACGACAGAGGAUUAUGUCCACAGAAUUGGUAGGACUGGACGAGCUGGUAAGAAGGGGGUGGCUCACACUUUCUUCACUAAGGAAAACAAGGGACUUGCUGGGGAGUUGAUAAAUGUUCUCAAGGAAGCACAGCAGGUUGUACCUGAAGCCCUACUAAAAUUCGGGACUCAUGUAAAGAAGAAGGAGUCGAAGUUAUAUGGUGCUCACUUCAGAGAAAUUGAUUCAAAUGCUCCAAAGGCUACAAAAAUAAAAUUUGACUGUUCUGAUGAUGAAGAUUGAUUCAAGAUUUCAUUGGGAAACGAUUCUUGGAUAAUUUGAUUGGCCCCAACAUCACAGAAAACUUCAAUUUUGUUUGUUUUUCUUCCCCCUUGUUUCAUCGUCCUCUAAUUCCAGUUUUCAGUUUCACUUUUAGUUUUUUCCUUUUCUUUCGUUUGACUAUGCGAUAUGAAUUAUGAUUAAUUUAUGUUGGAAUGAUUUAUUACUCGUGACCAAA